CGCCGCUUGUUCUUAUCGACUUCUAGCUGGCAGACACACUAUAUUCCUAUUCUAAUUGAACGUCAUGUGGGACGACUCGAUUCUAAUCUAUUCACGCAGUAGCCACUAGUCUAGGCCAAACGACUAGUUCCGUUCGGUUUCACCAAGUCCCGGUUCACCUCAGCAUUAAUCCCUGUUGGGGGCAUUGAUGUUCUGACUGCUUAAAUCGAUUGUGCCCAAUUCAGUCCAUCAAAAUAUGUCUAGGGAAACUGUUACAUUAUCCCUCACAAUGGAUAAACCUCCAGCCUCCUUGGAUGCCGGCCUGGAAGAGCAGCACAUUGUCAAAGCGGACGAGGUCGAUCAGACGGGAACGGACAUCAGCACUGUUUCGGAUGACCAGCUCUUGGAAGAGGUUGCUGAAGGGCUGCGACAGGAACAGCAGGAGCAGCAGCAGCAGCAGCAGCAGCAGCAGCAGGAAGCAACUGGCCCCACGACUGCUGGUAUUGACAAAGCUCCGAGGGUGACUGCCGCGGAGAAGGGGCCGCGACGCCCAGAGCUGCGCCGGGACUCUUCCGCCCCGCCGCCUCCUCGCCAGCCUCCGCCGCCUGCUCCCGUCCAGCAGAAUCAGGAUGCUCCACCGCCCGACUCGCUGAGUCUGGCCCAACUGAGACAGCUGGUUCAGGAAAUGCCCAAGAUUGAGCAACCUGCCUACGCCUUUGAGUAUGCCGACUCUCAGCCAUUUGUAGACGAGAUUGAAGAGUGGUUCCAGUACAGUGAAUACGACCGGGCCAUGCUGGUGGGGAUGAAGUGGUCCUUUGAGCAUAAAUGGCACACUUUCUGCGAGGAUCGAUCGGUAGAUGCUUCGCAGCAGAAUUGGCUUGACGCCCCUCGAGACCUGCAGAAAGCGUUCUUGGGCCAUAUCAUCGAGGGCUUAAGUGAAAGCACGGGCCUGGUUCGCUUUGAGGCAUCCGAAGCUCUUUGCUAUAUUAUCACAGGGCUCUGGGGCGCCACCGCUGGCGAGGCUGUGCCUGACUACCCGCGAGGUGUCUCCCACCCAGGAGCCGAAAUCCCUCAGGACAAAUCUCUACAGGUCAAAUGGAUCGAGCAUAGUGUUCACCUAUUCCACGAAUGCAACGGCCUUCAGGCUCUACUGAACUGCUUGUGUCGGGUUUUUGAGAGACACCGAAGCUCGUCUUCCCAAGGACAGGAGGGUGCCGGUCCGGACGCCGCCAAUUCCGCGUACAUGGAACGCGAGGCCAACCUGCUACUGACGCCAUUAUACUUCAUUGUAGAAGUCGGACGGAGACAGGAAGUUUUGGACCCGGAAAAUGCAUCGCUGCGGGAGACUCUCAUGCGGCUGGAGCCGAAUCUGCUGGUAUUCUUGGUGGAAAUUAUCGCGAGGUUGCGCUGGGACGAGUCGGCCAAUAUUCCUCUGACUAGGAUCAUCCUUCUGUUCUGGAAGACAUUACUCCUCUUCUUCGGGGGCAGCAGCAAGUUGAAGGAGGCGAAGAGAGUAUUAGAGCCCGCCUUCGAGGCAAGAGAGAACGCUUCACCACGCAGAACUCCUUUCCUGACUGCCUCGCCCCUCGAUUAUCACAACUUCAGACAAGAGAUCACCUCAAAAUAUCCUGCUUACAACCCGCCUCCACCCGCGGUGCCCCUGGAGCUGGAAAACAACUCGAUUUUGCCACCGCUCCCUCAACAUCCGAGCCGAAUCAACACGUCAAACGGUCCAUUUUCGGGUGUGGGACCCUCUGUAGCGGGUGGUAGUGGCUCCAUCAUCCAUCAGUCUGUUCACAUUGCAACGCCGGCACCUUCUCCGCCGCCUUCUCCGAUCGGGCCUGGUGGUAAAGCAGGAAAAAAGCAGAAUUACCAGACGAAUCAGAAUUUCCCCUUCAUGUACCCACCUCUUGACAAUGCAAGUAACGACCUCGGUGGAAAGGGGACAACGGAGCUGCAAGACUUUCUUGUUGGCAAGAAGUGGGAGGGGAGUGAUGUCCCUGCAUCUAUCAUCGAGGCUGGGAAGUUGUUUUCAACCCACGUCAAGAUGACCAGGGCAAUGCAGCAACUGUGGGAAGAGAGAGAGCGUUUCAUGAAAUACGACCGCGGCUGGAGCUCAAAUGAGACUUUUCUGACAGCUAUGGAGUUCGAGACGGGCGAAUUAGCAGACGAGAUGCGGAAACUGGGAAUAGAUGCAAGAGAGAGGUCGAGCAUUGACCAGCCUCUGGAGAAAGAAACAGAGAACCAAGACAUUCAACAACGCUUGGAUGCCGUUGAAUCAUUUUAUAGACAAGCACUGGUGCAUUUGCAGUCGAUCACAAUCGUCUUUCUCAAGGUCAUUUUAACGAACGUCAGUGCUAUGGUCAACCAGGCCAACGGACAAAAUGGGCAAGGGAUGGGGGACAACUACGGUCCAGCGAAUGGAUAUCCAUCCGCCUUGGGUCAUGGCCCUGGAGAGAGGAGCAUUGAAGCAGCCAUUGACGAGUUGGACAAUGUACGACUCCGAGAAAUAACGUCCAAAGCGAUAUCGGGCUCUUUUUUGCUCCUGCUCAAGUGGUUCAAGCGGUCACAUAUACUCAAGUUUGAGUACAUGACGCAAUUACUUCUUGACUCCAAUUAUCUACCGCUGAUCCUCAAGAUGUUCGCUCAUCAAGACGUCGAUCAGGCCGUUGCGCAGAAGAAUGACCGCGAGGAGCUGGGCUUCUUUCAUUUCUGCCACCUCAAGUCCGACCAUCCGCCAGCCGAACUAGACGACGAAUCUUUACCCAGCGAGGACGAAGCCAUCCCUCCGCCCAUCACGCGCCAACGCCAGGACACAACCGGCCACUCUUCAGUCCGAGGCCCGUCUCCCGAAUCCCUGCUGCCAGAGUUUGUAGAAGGACCACACCGACCCGAAGUGGACGAGCUCGGAUACCCGAUCGCACCGCCCCCUAAGGAGCCCAUCACCGAGUUCUCCUUCCGCAACUUCUUCUCCGCCAUCAACUACCUCCACAUCAUGCAGAAGAUCACGCGCGACAAGGCCCACCGCUGCCUCCUGCUGGUGCAGUACAAGUCGAGUACUAUCCUUCGGAAGGGGCUCAAGAUCCCGGAUCCGCAUCUGCGCUUCUACACGCUCAAGCUCUUCAAGUCGCAGGUCCCGUUCUGCGGGCGCAAGUGGCGGCAGAGCAAUAUGCGCGUCAUCACCGCCAUCUACUUGUAUUGUCGCCCGGAGCUACGCGAUGACUGGCUCUCGGGAGCAGACAUCGACUCAGAAGUCGAAGAGGCGUUGCCGCUAGAGCAGGCACUGCGCGGCCUCACUCACUGGUGGCAUCUCCGACGGUACAAAGACGUGAUGGGCGGGGAUGAGGGCGCGUCUCUCAUGGAGGAAGAGCGGGACUUUUUCACCAGAGAGCUCGAGGCGAUGGGAUGGGGGAUGGCUGGCGAGGAGAGUUUCCAUGGCAGUAGCGAGGAAGCCGAGUUGGCAGCGGCGGCGGCGGCAGCAGCAGCAGGCGGUGGGCCAAUGGUGAACGGGACGGAGUGGGAUGGAGCUCCGCUGCAGAUGGAAAGUGGGUGGUAACGAUACUACGAUACUACUACACUUACCUAGUACCCACCCAGUAUAGAGCUAUGUUGUGCUCAAGCAUACCAUACUAGCGGAGAUCUGACUGCAUAGUAGUUG
Molecule: messenger RNA, 3637 nt
Organism: Aspergillus saccharolyticus JOP 1030-1
Lineage: Eukaryota; Fungi; Ascomycota; Eurotiomycetes; Eurotiales; Aspergillaceae
Product: FAR11/STRIP family protein
Exons: 5
Coding region: 236-3535 (1099 amino acids)
Biological process (GO): cytoskeleton organization
Cellular component (GO): cytosol
Source: RefSeq, a predicted model, not a curated record